AUGCCGAUUACGGCACCGUUCAAGUUGGCGAGCCGCGAAUUUCGGGAUGAACCAACAGUUAUUGCGGUUAACGGCACAAAGAUUGGCGGAAAGCAGUUGCCUGUCAUCGCCGGUCCGUGUGCAGUAGAGAGCACAGAACAAAUUGUGACCAUUGCCCGGUUGGUCCAAAAAGCAGGCGCAAGUUUCAUCAGAGGCGGUGCCUUUAAGCCAAGAACGGGUCCCUAUAGUUUCCAAGGCUAUGGUGAAGAGGCACUCAAGAUGCUAAAAGCAGCGAAAGACGAAACUGGACUCGGCAUUGUCACCGAAGUCAUGACCCCACACGAGGUGGAACUUGUCGGCGAAUAUACAGACAUGUUCCAACUCGGGACCCGGAACAUGACGAAUUUUUACCUGUUGCGUGAGGUAGGACGGGCAGGGAAGCCUGUCAUUCUCAAACGUGGGAUGUCGGCGACAAUUGAAGAAUGGCUCCUCGCUGCGGAGUAUAUUCUCGCAGAAGGAAAUCCCGAUGUCAUUCUAUGCGAGCGCGGCAUUCGUACAUUUGAAACCCAUACACGUAACACACUUGACCUGAACGCUGUACCCGUCAUUCACGAAUUGAGCCAUCUUCCAAUAGUCGUUGAUCCAAGCCACGGCACCGGUAUCCGAAGCUUGGUGUGUGAUAUGACGAAAGCAUCUGUGGCUGCAGGAGCCGAUGGACUAUUACUUGAGGUGCAUCACGAUCCUGAUCAUUCAAUGACGGGAGAUGGUGCACAAUCGCUGUUCCCAGAUCAAUUUGAGACGCUCAUGCGGGAGCUGCAACCUAUUGCUAUCGCUGUCGGUCGUGAAAUCUAA
Geodia barretti is the source of this 831-nucleotide messenger RNA. The record is from the annotation of a GenBank genome assembly. Lineage: Eukaryota; Metazoa; Porifera; Demospongiae; Tetractinellida; Geodiidae.